Molecule: messenger RNA, 591 nt
Organism: Acanthosepion pharaonis
Lineage: Eukaryota; Metazoa; Mollusca; Cephalopoda; Sepiida; Sepiidae
Source: the annotation of a GenBank genome assembly
AUGAGGCCCAUCCACCUGCGCCGCUGCCCUCUAUUGUCCUGCCUUGGUCUUUGGAUGUUGGCCCUAGGGGCCAUCUAUUUCUACAUCAACCAAUCUCCUCAGUUGAACCAAAGAUGGCCACAGCAUUCAAGUGUCCCUCAGGGCUAUGCCAGGAUGGUGGGAGCAUCUGGGUUUGUCGAUCCCAUAAAUCAGGUUCUCACAGAUGACGAAGAUGAGGAUGCAGAAAAAUUUUUCAAGAACUUGCGACUAACAGAUCGCAAAAGCAAGUGGCAGCACACAAAAACACGUAACCCCUUAUCUGUGUCCAGAAUUGCUGAAUAUUGCAAUUCCCCAACACUUCCAGUAAGUGGUUCUGAAGGUGACGUCCCACUGAAAUACAACUUGGAGCAAGUUCACGUCUUAAUUCGACAUGGUGACCGUACACCAAUGCAUUCUUUUCGAAAUCAUCCAAACCCCACAUUAGGUUGUCGUAUUGACCAACAACUGUUUGCUGCUCACAGUCCUUACCUGGAGGGCUUUCUACCCACCAUGAUAGCAUUCCAGGCAGACCUAAGCACACCACCAUUCUCUCUCUCUCUCUCUCUCCAAUAA